AUGUCCAGGGGUGGUAAUAGAACUGAUAAGGGUGAUGACAAGAUGGACCUGUGUGGCCGGGGGAGCUGGUGGCUGGGAACGCUGAAAGACACACCAAUCCCAGGUCUCUAUCACAUCAGAGACUUCAUCGAAGAAGCUGAACUGAACCCUGUGAGGAAGACCUACGGGUUUAAAGGCUCGGGCAGGAAAGCCCAGCCUGUGGGUGUGCGUAAUGGGGAUCUGCUGCUGCCCGGGGCCUACGAAUACACCGACGCCACCCAGGAGGUCCUGAUGCGCCAGGCUUCUUACUCUUUCAAAAACUGUCCACGGCCUGACAUCAUCACUCUGGGCAUCAGGGACAAGCACAUAAACACUUCACCGUGUGACUACAAUGUGACAGCGAAACCAGUGGAGAAGAUUCCCUGCAAGCAUGUGAUGUUUCGGUCGACUGUGCAACGGAUCAGCUUUCCGCCUAAGGAGGGACCUGCUCCAUGCCAAUACAAUCCACAGACCAGACCAGCAAAAGGCAUCACUUCCUGCUUCAAGUCCAAAUUGCCACGGCUCCACUAUGUGCACUCAAAGACCCCAGGACCAGGGGCCUAUGAACCUUGCUGGAAAUUGGAUGACCAACUGAGCAUGGAGGCGAUGGACCCAUCAUUUAGCCUCUUCUUCCGUAACAUUCCCUAA
Scomber japonicus (chub mackerel) is the source of this 666-nucleotide messenger RNA. It is a transcript of the gene stpg4, whose product is annotated as sperm-tail PG-rich repeat containing 4. Gene Ontology annotation, molecular function: histone binding; chromatin binding. Gene Ontology annotation, biological process: epigenetic programing of male pronucleus. Gene Ontology annotation, cellular component: female pronucleus; germinal vesicle; male pronucleus. Bases 1 to 666 code for a protein of 221 amino acids. The record is from RefSeq and is a predicted model, not a curated record. The transcript has 7 exons. NCBI's taxonomy places the organism in Eukaryota, Metazoa, Chordata, Actinopteri, Scombriformes, Scombridae.